AUGGAAUUCGAAAUACUGCCUGACGAGUUUUACUCGCAGUCGAAAAAAUUCCCUUCGAGGGAGGUUGUACUCAAUAAUCAGCAGGGUACUGCCUCGACAGACUGCUGUACGCCCGGCUUUACCGGUCACAUCUGUUUCUCCAACCCACAGGAGAAUACUGCCUCCAACAUCUCUGAGCCCAGAGCCUUUGCCUCUCUUGCCAGCGCCAGUUAUCCAGUGGACAUCAAUCUGGCCACUUUUGACGGCAGGAGAAUGCGAGAAAAUCGGGUGUUCCCGCAGGUCCUCGUUAAUCAACCCCCACAGACACCCUCUGCAAAGACGCUACGUUAUCCCGCUCAUGUUAUCCAAAUAAUGGAGCCAUCUGUUGCUAGUGAAAGUGAUCGCAAGGCUGCCCAAUCCGGCGCUGGCCAACGUCAGUCGAGACGACGGCGAUUUAGACGAAAGUGGAUACAGUAA
This is a messenger RNA of Dibothriocephalus latus, 456 nucleotides long. The record is from the annotation of a GenBank genome assembly. NCBI's taxonomy places the organism in Eukaryota, Metazoa, Platyhelminthes, Cestoda, Diphyllobothriidea, Diphyllobothriidae.